Molecule: messenger RNA, 1671 nt
Organism: Rotaria sp. Silwood2
Lineage: Eukaryota; Metazoa; Rotifera; Eurotatoria; Philodinida; Philodinidae
Source: the annotation of a GenBank genome assembly
AUGAGCAGCGACCCUUCUAUUCUAGUAUCUGAAGACGUUCACAAAAGCGCUGUUAUUAUAGGUGAUGACAUCUCCUGCAUCAUUUGGCUUGAUGCUAAUGUGAACACGAAUGAGCGCCGAAGUGCAGAGCAAAAAUUAGCCUCAAUUGUUAAGCAUUUCGAAAAGUUUCAAGAUAAAGAACAAUGUCAGAAAUAUAUUGAAGAGCAAUCAGAAAAAGAUCGACUGGUAAUGAUUGUUAGUGGUCAAUUGGGAAAAGAAAUAGUACCUUCUGUUCACAAUCUUCAACAAGUUAUGUCAAUAUAUGUGUAUUGUAUGAAUAAAGAAAUCAAUGAACAAUGGGCUUGCAGAUUUGUCAAAGUAAAAGGUGUUGUUGUUCAGCUUGAUGAACUUAUUUCUCGCAUUACGACUGAUCAUAACAUUCAGAAAACGAUGAAGGGACCAUUGUCAACAACUACUGUUACUGCACAUGCUGACACAGGUAACUCAAAGACACGCGUGUACGGUCGGUUUCUUUUUUUCACAAGGGUAGAUGUGAGUGUUUUCAUUAUCACUAGUUAAACCAACAUCAACACCCAUAACCACACCUAUCGACUUCAGUUUUAACUGGUAAAAUUUAAAGUAGAACUUCAACUUUAACUUUUAAAACAAAGCUAAAGUGUCAACUGGAUUAUUCUCCAAGCUAGAGGUUGACUAAUUAGUAUCCACAGAAAGAUUAAUCAGACAAUGUCGAUAUGAGUGCAUGUGUGAGUAUCCUCAUUGGUGUCAAUGUAGUUGCAGGGAUGGAUGUAAGUAACGAAUAUAUCUAAACACAUGUAGGCACCUGCCUUCAUCCCACAUCCGCAGCUACUGGCUGUAGUGACGUCAUAGUUUAUGCAAGAGAGAGUUUCACAAUCAAUCAUUUCUGGUUUCUACUUAUUUUUCUUAUUUUUUUUCUCAGUCAUUCGCUGAUGGAAAAUGUCUAUCUUGAAAUCAUCCGUACACUCUUAGAGAUGAACCGUACACUUCAAAGACAGGAAAUAGUUCCGUUCACAGCACAGAUGGCUUACAACUCAAAGAGUCAAAAAAAUGCUGUCUUUUGAAAGAAAAACAGGCGUUAUUUGUGUCCAUUUGAGUGAAAAGAAAUUACACAUGAACAAAGCAAAAAUUCUUCAAUAGUUUCUACCUUCACAAGUAGAAGUCGAAAAUAACUUAAGAGCAGAUAAUAAUCCUAUCACUUUUUUGCAGUAAGUGAUACACAACUAUUUGAAUGGAAGUGUACGAAAAAGUGCCAUGAAUGGUAGAAAUAUGUACAUGAUUUCGUUCUAUUUCUUCUUGCUGUGGGCGACUUGGGACAGAAAGAACCAUCACUCCAUAAGUGCGAACAAUUUUCCCAUCGAUUGAUCCUAUUACACACUGGUAUACAUUUCUUUCAGUUAUUGAAUAUUUUGGACCUUUUAGUUUUUGAGGUGUAGGUCUAGUCAUUACUCACAGCUAAAGACACAGAUGCACCCCAUACCCACCCAUUCUUCUAAUUUAUCAAUAAUCAAACUUUCUUCAACAGGAAAGUGUGGCAAUGUCGUCGAUGAUGAAAUAUUAAAAUUAGCCGAGAAUGAAAUAAUAGGCGCUCUUGACUUGGAAGAAUAUGACAUAAAAGAUAAAAUUAUAAAUGAUUUGUUAGAAAGUGGUCGACAA